AUGGAUGCAAUUGAAGACAGCCCGUCCUCUUACCUAAGUUUUGUCGACUAUUUAAUAGUCUUCAGUCUCUUGGGUUUGGGCUCUUAUUACUGGCUUUUCAUACGAAAUAAGAGCAAAAAGUCUGAAUUCGACACCUCAUCCAUCAAAACAUUUUCCAUUGAACCGACGCUCACGAGAAGUGUCUCGGAAUCGGGUUUUAUUAGCAAAAUGAAGUCUGGGGGCCGAAAUGUGGUCGUGUUUUAUGGCUCCCAAACGGGAACCGCCGAAGAGUUUGCCGCCCGUCUGGCCAAAGAGGCCACGCGUUAUGGUAUGAAA
Molecule: messenger RNA, 315 nt
Organism: Oppiella nova
Lineage: Eukaryota; Metazoa; Arthropoda; Arachnida; Sarcoptiformes; Oppiidae
Source: the annotation of a GenBank genome assembly